This is a messenger RNA of Glycine soja, 1635 nucleotides long. RefSeq names its product atherin-like. Gene Ontology annotation, cellular component: nucleosome; nucleus; nucleolus. The coding region runs from base 159 to 1316 and encodes 385 amino acids. Lineage: Eukaryota; Viridiplantae; Streptophyta; Magnoliopsida; Fabales; Fabaceae. Gene Ontology annotation, molecular function: nucleosomal DNA binding; double-stranded DNA binding. The record is from RefSeq and is a predicted model, not a curated record. The transcript is spliced from 3 exons. Gene Ontology annotation, biological process: chromosome condensation; nucleosome assembly; negative regulation of DNA recombination.
UUAGGAAAUGGCAUAGCUAUCCGCAAGAGAAAAUCAAGGGCUGACAUCAUGAUGAUGUCACUCACAAUUCCCAAUAUGAAAAUCAAAUGACCUAAUCUCUCUCUAUUUCCCAAAUUUGGAAUCUCCUUCCUCUCUCUCUCUGUCUCUCUGUCUCCUCCAUGGCCAUCUCCUUCAGUCCCAAACACCCUCCUUACGAUGAGAUGAUAUACACAGCAAUCGGAGCUCUGAAGGAGAGGGAUGGUUCGAGCAAGCGAGCCAUAGGAAAGUACAUAGAACAAGUCUACAAGGACCUUCCACCCACUCACCCUGCUUUGUUGACUCACCAUCUCAACCGAUUGAAAUCCUCUGCCCUCCUCGUCCUCGUCAAGAAAUCCUACAAGCUUCCUGGAUCUCAUCAUCUGCCUGCGCUCCAGCCCCAAAAGACCCGUGGUCGUCCCCCCAAGCCCAAGCCCCACCCCGUCUGGCCUGCUGCAGCCCUCACCGACAGCCCUGCUCUUCUAUCCGCCAAAAGAGGCCCCGGUCGUCCUAAAAAGAUUGGUGUCAGCCCGCCAGGCCCAAGGGGUCGUCCACCCGGGACUGGGAGAUCUAAGCUGCCCAAGAGGCCUGGCCGUCCCCCCAAGCCCAAAUCCGUGUCGGCGAUCUCCAGUGGUCUCAAACGACGUCCUGGACGCCCACCCAAAGCCCAAUCCAACGUAAACGUCAUCCCCUUCGCAGCCCCAGUUGCUCCCGGCCUGCCUACUGUGCAGCCCAUCCUUCCUACUGCUUCCGUGCCCAAUGGAUCUCCCAGGCCCCGAGGAAGGCCUAAAAAGAGUUUUACUGCUGCGGGGGCUCCGGCGCUAUCUGCCGUUGCCGGUGCAGCGCGUGGUCGUGGCCGCGGACGUCCACGUGGGGUCUUCCCGGUGGUUAGGCCCGGCCGGCCUCAGAAGCUCGCCGUAGGAAGGUCCAAGAAUCCUGUAAGAAGGCCCGUGGGCCGCCCCAAGGGAUCGACAGCUGCUGCAAUCACAGCACAUAAGGCUGCUAAUGAAGAUCUAAGGAAGAAGCUUGAACACUUUCAAUCAAAAGUGAAGGAGUCCCUUGGCACGCUUAAGCCUUAUUUUAACCAUGAAAGCCCAGUCACUGCAAUUGCGGCAAUUCAAGAGUUGGAAGUACUGUCAACUUUGGACCUUAAAGCGCCAUUGAGGGAUGAGACCCAGCAACAGCCACCGCCACAGCCACUGCCACAGACACAGACACAGGUGUAUGAACAGCAAUAUCCCCAGCCACAGUCACAGCAGCUGCCGCAAUUUUUUCAACCACAUACAUCAGCCCCGAGCUAGGCCUGAACAUGAUGAAGGACAACUUGUACAAGUGUUAUUAACAAGGCACAAGAGGUAAAAGAUCUGUAAAGCGGUUAGGAAGUAGUGGUACUGAUUUUUCUGAGGGUGAAAUGACUCUGUCUAUUUUAGUUUGUUGUUGUGCAACAUUUAGUUUGACCCCUGAAGUGAUUAGCGGGUACUCAUGAUUCUGUUGUUCUUUAAGUAAUAUUUAUUUGACUUUUACAGUUUACUUUAGUCACAUUAAUGUGUAUGUUUGUAUCAGCCUCUUUUGUUGUUUAAUAUUUUUAAUUAAUGGUUACUGCUUGCUAUUUCUCAUUAA